AGGAAUGGAGAGGACCCCCGAGUGGUCCAGGGGAUACAGAUCCGGGCCACAAGGCCACGGGAGAAACAGCACGCGCUGAGGACCAGGGCGGAGGUGGCUGGAGCUGAGCGGUAGGCAGAAGGAGCCAGGCCUUUCUGGCAUCCAGUCCUGAUGACCUCGGGGAGAUGACUGCGCCCAGCCAGGCCCCUGGGCUUACUUAACCUCCAGCCUGGGGACGCAGGUCUCUGGCGGCUAUGGGAGGACGCCUAGCCUUCCCCGCACUCGUGUCCCUCCCUCCUCCUCCACCUGUUCUCCGCCGGUCCUUGACCUUGGAGACCAGUGUGAAGGACUCCAUGCGGGCCGGCGCUCCGCGGAGAGCUGGGCUGGCUCUUGGGCCGAAGACUCUGCUCUUACCUGGAAGUCUGUGCCAGGGGGGGACAGGGCCAAGUGGGAAUGCAGCUGGUCAGGUCCCGGCAAGAAGUCACCAGCCUGGCCUUCCCAUACUUCCGAGGUGUCCUCCAGCGGCUUGUGCCUCAAGGACUGUUCUGGAAGGAUGACAUCCCUCAAAAAGUGAAGACCCAGAAGAUGGAGUACAUGCCCAGGCUCCAUGCCUCAGAGACCUGCCUGAGAGAGGGGUAGACAGCCUUUUCCACCAAAACCACCACGCCAAGGUGUGUGAGACCUGCGGUCUGUCCACACUGCGUGUGACCGAUAGACAGAAGGACUGGGAAGGGAAGGAGUGUCAGGGCUGUAGGUAGGAGGCGUCAGACGUCCAGUGAAUAAAAUGGAGAGAGCGCCUGUCUGAUUUCCGCCUGACGCAAUCCCAUGAUCCUAGUGUGGUCUGCAAAGGGAGGGGGUUGGGUCACAUGGCCACUGCUUGGUAUUCCCUGACUUAGUCUUUGUCUUCUAGGGGCAAGUGCAAAGAGAAAUUCUGACUGUUGUUCCCUAAGGUGAGGGGCCCUCAGGAAUUUAGAAAUUCUUCAUUUGGGUCCCAUCUCUUUUCCUCUGGGCCUUUUCACCAUUUCCUCUUCACCUUUGACUCCUGCCUUCCUUCCCCUCAGAGCCCAGUGAUCAAGGUGAACAAGGAACAAUGCUUGGACUAGGAAAUGGUUUCAGAGUUCCAGACCCAAGAGAUGAGCACUGCAGGUGAGGGCCUGGCCUUGUCUAGGAAGGCUGAGCCUACCAAGGGCCUGUGUAUAGAGGGAGGCAGGGUAAAGGAGGGAAUAGACGUUGGUUGAUAAGGGAUGACAAGACUUCACUGAGGCUGAUGGAGAACCUUCUGGAAGAGAGGGCCUGGAGGAUGGAAGAGAACAGAGCUUUCUGUACAGAGCCAGCCCAAUCCUGGUUCUGACGCUGCCCAGCUAUGACCUUGGACACCUUCCCUAGGCUCUUCAUGUCCCUUCUUCCACAUCUGUAAAAUGGGAAUGGUAAUAAAGGCGACCCCUUGGUGGUGCUGUGUGGAUUAAAGACAAUAUACGAAAAACGCCAGUGGUUGCUGGAUUGAGGGGAAAUCCUCCCUUUCCCCACCAGAGGGCAUCCCCACUUUCUCACAGAACUUUCCAGAUUUCCCCCAGCUGCGGGGUGCAGGGACUGAGGGGCCUCCAGUGGCUUCUUAAGAAAGACCCAGCACAGGCACAGAGCUUAAAGGGCCCACAGAAAUCUACUUUGGAGGUUUUACAACCUAAAAAAUAAUAUGGGCUCUCUGUCUUUCUAAGAAAAUUUUGAGUAUGACAUGACCCUAAGCUUCACCUUGCCCAUCCAUCCAUCCAACCAUCCAUCCCUAUGUAUCUAUGUAAAUUUCUCUUUCCCUAUACACACACAUACAUACAUAUAUACAGAUACCUCUAUAUAUAAAUCUAAAGCGACGACCAUCACACCUACCUACUUAUAGACCCCAGGGAAAUUAAGGGAAAUUAAGAGACACUCCUCUGAUAAUACAGGCUUCACCAUGUUGCCAGUGCAUGUCCUAACCCCUGCAUCUGUGCGUCUAAGGACACAGCUAAGCAUAAUGUUCAAUUCAUCGUCUGCGACGAUCCUUAAAUGGGACAGUACUCAGAACCCCUCACAUCCAGCCUCCCCUUUGCUCUUCUCUGUGGUGUGAAAGAAGUCACCUGGGGAAAAAGCUCUCAGGCAUCCCUUUGGAUACUUGAGCUCUUGGGAGCCCAGGAAGAAAACUACUCACCUCUUGGUUAUCAUCCAUCUUUCCAGCUGAGAACCUGAGUGGGCAGGCCUGGAGCAGGGCCAGACCUGGUCUCCUGACACCACCUUCCCCACCCCAGCCCCACCCUUUGUCUUCAGGGCCCCCGGUAGAGGGUGGGCUGCUUCGCACAUCCGCACAUCCGACUUCUCCACAUUAAUGAAAGCCUGAGGAGGUGACAUUUGGACUUUGACCUAAGGGACACAAGGAAGCAGCCCCAGGAAGUCUGAACAGACAGUAGGCUUGGUACUUUCCCAAUUGCUCCUAUUUCUGAGGAUCAAAGGAGUUAAGUGGCUUGAGAAAUAUUAAGCUUGAGGCAUGGGAUGCCCAGGGUUUAGCGGGAUUGAGCAGUGGUGGCCAGUCCCCUUCUCCCAGCAGCAAAGUGAUCACAGGUAUCAGAAUGUUAAACGUGCAAAUCUUGUAGUCACAGAAUUCUCUGUGUAGGUUCUUGGGCUUGAGAUUGGCAUGACUGCUCUGUAGGGGAUCCUAAUGCUCAGAGGGUACCAUAUACCUCAAAGGCAGAGCAAGGUUCCAGGCCUGCCAAACCCUAGGUCUGGAAGGAUGUAGAUGGAAGAGAGACCAAGAAGACACUGCGGGUGGGGAUGGCUGCCCGUCCAGCUGUGAUUCCAUCUUGCCUUUCAUCUGCCUUAGAAAUGAUCUGUGAGGGGAGGAGUGGUCAGAAUCCAGGCAUUGGGAGCAACCAGGGCUCUGCUCUCCGAAUCCCACAUCCCAACCUUCCCCCUGUUCUGAUCUCACCUCUCUCACCUCGGAGGCUCCAGUCUGUUCCAAACCCUACCUGUCCUGGCUCCAGACAAGUCUAUAGAGUUUGCUUGAAAAUAGGCUUUAAUGAUCCAAAUUUGGGUCAGACCAAAGU
Molecule: messenger RNA, 3050 nt
Organism: Mustela lutreola (European mink)
Lineage: Eukaryota; Metazoa; Chordata; Mammalia; Carnivora; Mustelidae
Product: receptor-type tyrosine-protein phosphatase-like N
Exons: 4
Coding region: 234-536 (100 amino acids)
Cellular component (GO): endoplasmic reticulum
Source: RefSeq, a predicted model, not a curated record